Messenger RNA from Symbiodinium sp. CCMP2592, 4725 nucleotides. Lineage: Eukaryota; Dinophyceae; Suessiales; Symbiodiniaceae. The record is from the annotation of a GenBank genome assembly.
AUGGCCGCUCCGGUCCCAAAUCCGGAGGUCGAGUAUGAGGAGGACACAUCUUUUCAUGCGAAUCAGGCCGACCUUGCGGCAAACCUUUUUUCCUUUUACAGAAAGCGAGCUUUUAAGCGUGCUGUGGCCAGGGCGACAGUACAUGGCACGACACACUAUCGAGGACAGACAUCUGAUUUACAUGCUCUCAUGGGACAGUAUCAGGCAGGUGCUACGCAGCACUCUGGGCGCGCUCCCAGGACCAAUGCUGCAAACACUGGUGCCUCAUCGCAGUUUUCGCUCUCCUGCAUAUCUUGGAAUUGUGGUGGUCUCAGCUCCCUAAAAGAUGAGCUGUUCACGUGGCUCGACGAGCACCCUUACGACAUCGUCUUUCUUCAAGAGACCUGGCACAGGCAACAGAUGGACUUUGACACACGUGGCUAUCAUUGCAUCGGGUCUGGAGUAGGCGCGGAUGUCAAGCGAGCCCAUGCAGGUGUCAUGACUUUGCUGCGUAAGUCUGUGUUCCCGCAAGAUUACAUUAGAUUUCAUGAUCCUGCUGCGGGACGCCUCCUUCAUGUCAGGGCAUGGUGUGCAGGGGGUUGGAUAGACACUGUCAAUGUGUAUCAAUAUGCACUUGGGCAACACGGUGACCAAGCUGAGAUCUUGCGGAAACGUGCUACAUUGUGGACCUCCCUUCGGCAGACAUACGGACAUGUACCGCAAGGCAGCACUCUUGUAUCUGCGGGUGACUACAACUGCAAUCUGACCACCUUGAAAUCUCACACAGGACAGGGCAUGCUUACACCGACGACGCCUUCACCGGAUAUGGAGGACAUCGUGGCGAUUGUGCAGGACUUCUCAUUGCUUGCUGUCAACACAUUCGGCAGGAAGAACAGCUACACUUACAUCCAUGAGGGGUGCAAGCCGGUGCGACGCUCCUUCAUUGACUACAUGUUUGUUAGGCAGAACAAGCACAGUGAUUACAAGUCUGGACUUCUGCGUGACUGGCAGGUUGCGCGCUGGCGCAAAGGUGGAAGGCAUCUCCCAGUAUGGUCACGAUUUUCUAUACGACGGUUCAGGACUCAGAAAUCACAGCAGAAGCUUGAAUGGCCUCGAUGGCGCUGCCGCCUUCUCUCACAGGCCAUCAAGGAGCAGCCACAGUUGGCCGAGCGCUACACAGAGCAGGUUGCCAUCGCGUUGCAAGCUGUUGAUAAGUAUGAGCCCAAGAAGUUGAACGCCCUGCUGCUGGAGGUCGGGAGAAAGGUCUUUCAUGUACAACGACCGCCCAGCUUGCCGCCGCCCUGGACUGGGGCGCAACACAUUGGCGGCAUCAAGGACAUGUGGCAACAUUAUCGACUCAUGCGCAGGUCCUUCGAGGAGGCCAAUCGUUCUCGUGUGGGGCGACUCCGUGCGAUGGUGCAGGCUUGGAAGCAUAGGGUUCGUUUCUUGAAAAUGCACCGCAUGGUUCACAACCACUCUCGACAACUACGCCGGACCAGGUUGGCACAGCUGCUUCAGGAGGCGGAUGCCCACACACGUUCAGGUUGCAGUCAGGCGCUCUUUGACCUCAUUCGGAGAGUGGCACCUAAACAAGCACGAAAACGAGCGCAACUGCGGUCCAAGGAAGGCAAACUGCUUACUCCGGCUGAUUUCAGGCGAUCGGUGAAUGGAGCACCAGGGACACUACUUCGAUCGGGUCAGGCUUCCAGCUACAAUGUGCUGCAGCAGGACAUUGAGAAAGCUCUGCGAGAUCUUCAGGCGAGCAAGGCCGCCCCGCCCCAUUGUGCCCCACAUGCCUUCUGGAAGCUAGCCUCUUCUCCAGUUUUCUCAGGCUGGCGAGAGGAUCACGCGUGGGUCCCAGAUGAUUGGUCGGCGGCAUGGCUGGUGUUCCUACAUAAAGUUGGCAAGGCCAAUGACGAUCCCGCAUCAUUACGGCCCAUCGCGCUGCUAGACCCCAUGGGCAAAGCAGUCAGCGGUGUUCUGAAGAGGCACCUCGAACCAUAUCUGUUGAAGGCAACCGCCAAACUGCCACUUUAUGGCUAUCUAGCGAACCGAUCCCCGCAACAGGCCCUCACGAUGGUCUAUGAGCACUGCGACAGCUGGUACGAACUACGAGCGGGACAGAAGCGGUCAUCGUGUGCAGGGGGACUCCAGGUCAGUGUGGAUUUGUCUCAAGCAUUCGACCGUGCAGACCGCAAACUUUUGGUGCGUGCCUUGCAAUUUCUUGCCGUGCCGGAUGACUUGACUGAUGUAAUUCUCAGGUGGACACAGAAUACGAUUUUUCACAUUGACAAGGCCGACGCGUCCGAGCAGUAUCAUUCUAGCACUGGCAUCCGCCAGGGAUGCAAGUUGUCACCUACAUUGUGGUGUUGUCUGUACACCUAUGUACUACAUGUUCUUGACCAACAGCUUGGUACGGAGUGGAGCUUAGAGCACCUGCUGGGAUUCGCGGAUGACACGCACCUGCGAUGGGAGUUUCAGGAUCGGGAUGGUCUACUCAAGGCACGCGUCGAGGGCGGAGGGAGUACAAGUCCCACACCGAUGCGCAAAAUCACACGCAAACGCCUGCAGCCCAAGGGCACGCUGCUGAUUCUCGAUGAGAGGUGGACGUUGCCGCGCAAGCGCGACCACAUCUACUUAGGAGCCGUGAUCUCAUAUGGCAACUACGAGAUGCUCAAUGCACAACAUCGCAGACAUGCAGGACAAGCGGCCUUUUCACGCAUGCGCACUACGCUCAUGUCGCAUCGUGCUCUCUCACUUGACAAGAGGCUGCAUCUGUGGCGUACCAAUGUCCUGCCGGCCACUCUGUAUUCCCUGUCUUCUUCAGGCUACACCAGAAAAUCCUUUGAUCUCAUCAGGGUCCUGAUGGUCAGGCAGAUUCGAGCCAUUGCCCGCAGUCCGAGACACCUCACUGAGGAGAGUGAUCUGCAUCUACUACAGCGCCUACGGCUGCCUCAAAAUCCUCAAAUACAUGAGAUGCUACUUCAGGUCCACAGUCGAGUCGUUGAGGCCACCACUUCUUUGCGUCAGAUCCUUAGUCCACAAGAUGUACGUCUCACACAGGAUAUCGUCCAGCGUGAGCGCCGGCUGCUUGAGGUUUUCAGGCAACUUGUUGCUACGGAUGCAAAGGCAGAUGGCACACAGAACAGGCUCUCUUGCGAACACUGCGGACAAUCCUUUGACAAUGAUGCUGCCCUGCGACAACACAAAGGUCGUAUGCACAGCAAGGACAGAAUGGAGGCGGCGCCCACGGUCUUCGACAGGCAACAACAUGGCACUGACGGCAUGCCGCGGUGCCGUGGAUGCGGGCAUCCCUUCGCUAGGUGGGCGGACCUUCAGAAGCACAUCAAAGAGAACCACUGCCAAGGCAAAAUCCAGGAGGAAGCGCCCACCCCUGAAGAGUGGCCCUCCGUUCUGCAACAGGCACGUGAUGGAGCGCUACAUGUGCAGUCGAUCACUCUGUCCAUGCUGACGGAAGAGCUUAGGCAGGAGCUGCUCUCACAUUGUGCAUGUUGUAGACAGUGGAUGCCCAACUCCAGAUACGUCAAGAUACACUGGGGUCGAGUGCACAAAGCUGAAUCCCAACAGUUUCAGGCUCGCACUCUUCAGUGGCGUCGUCUUUCUUUUGAGCCUAUCAAAAACACCUGCCCUUGGUGUCAGGGGCAAACUGCGGACCGCUCGGAUCAUCGGGACACUUGUCCGGUCCUCUUUCAGCUCAGCAUGGUUCGGGCCAUCAUCCUGAGCACUGUUGAGGCGGAAUCUCCAGCAGCUGAUGCAAUGACGCUAGACAUGACUCUUCCGGCGAAGGAUGCCAUACCGUCAUGGAACAUGGCGGAGAUUCAGGAGGUGUUCGGAGCCCUGGUUGCGGAGAGCGGGCUGCUGAUGGGCAUCGGAGCGGGCUCAAACAUGGGCAAGCGAAACUCGGAGAAUCCGCAGGGACCCCCAACGAGCCGACCAGCCAAAACGGGCCGCCUCAACAACGGCCAAAAGGGCGGGCGAGGCAAAGGAGGGCGACCGUGGCAUCAGCAGAGCAGACGAUUUGUUUCCGAGUCCAGCCACCAGCAGCAGCAGGAGGAGGUGAGCAUGGAGGACCUGUUGAGACUCCUGUCUUCGAUCAUCAUGCGACACGAAGACCAGUUGAAGAUUCUGAGGCAAUCAACGGGAUGGGUGUUGUUCGCCAAGACAGCAUCCCCGUCCAUUGUACCGGGGAUCAUCAAAGCCUCCCUGAAGUGGAAGGACGAAGUGGUCAAGCCGGACUGCAAGUUCGCACACGUGAGCUUGCGCGCAAUCCUCUUCUGGAAUCUGGUGGAGCAGAUGUUAGCAGUGCUACAGGGUCUUACGCAGGAAAUGAAGGACAAGGCUGUGGAAGAGGGGUGGAUGAACAGAGCGGGAGCAUGGGUGUUUCAGGAGUGGUCGCACGAGAAGCACUGCCUACAGGUCGACAGCACACGGGACCCAACGACGACGGAGGAUCUCCUCAACAUCCUGCGCGAGCUGAAGACGCUCGCGACCUCGGAGGUGAUCUCGGCGUUCUUUUCGAAUCGGCCGCUGACGGAACACAUGCAAGGGCACAUGGUAGUGUUCCAGCUGGAUGUGUCGUUCAGAAAGGAGGUGGCGCAUCGCUUCUACGUGUUGUUGGAAGCUCUUCAAGGACAGGCCGCCCUUCGACUGUGCGGUGUACAACUACGCAAAGAGGGCUUUCGGAGAUCGCCGGCGGUGCAGAAGCUGGCAGAGCUGCUUCGAUGA